GCUCGAUCCAACUUUGGCGGGCGCGUUCCAGCACGGGACACACGGUUACACGCGUCCUCGACUCAUUUCUGGCUGCUCCACGACGCACUAAACCGCGCGACUACGAGCCUUUGCAGCGAGAGGCAUCUGUUGCAAGCAACCAAGGCAACAGCUGCCUAGCGCAGCCAGCCAGCGAGAAAGCAGGCGUCGCCGGCGCGGAAAAGAAAAAAGAUGGGCGGCGACACCACGACCCGCCCGCGGCGCGCGACCUGGGACGUGACGACGCCCGCCGAGUCCAUCGCCAUGAAGCUCGAAAGACUCGACGCCGCGUCGCUGAGGAAAGUCGUCGAAAGAGCCUGCCUCUCCUCAAAAACGGUCCAGCACGCCAUCGACGACGCCCUCCGAAGCAUCGACGCCCCGCCGGCCCCGCCGGACGACGACGCGCGCUUCAAGCCCCUCGCGAAGCAUAGAAGCACCGCGAAAGACGGCAGACCGGACUGCGUCGUCGUCGUCGACCCCUUGUCCACGGGCGCGACGCUGGCCGCGAUGGCGGCGGACCGCGGCUUCCUGAUCGUUAGAGUGCUGUCGCAGGCCUUCCCCGACGAGAUCGCGUCCUGCCUGCCGGACGGUCUGACACUUAAUUGGCACGCGUCGCUUGAGUAUGACGCCGAAAAUCCAUCAAAAACGGUGGAGGCUUUACGCUCAUUAGACGCCCACGUGCUCGGCGUCCUGGUCGGCUGCGAGAGCGGUGUCGAGUGCCACGACGCGCUAACGUCCGCAUUACGAGGCCACCCGUCGAACGGGCCCGAGCGUUCUUUAGCGAGGAGGGACAAGCACCCCAUGGGCGAGUGCGUGAGAAAUGCGGGUCUACGGGCCGUGCGCCAGGAGCUCUGUUCGAACUGGGAUUCUGCGCGCGUCUUCUGCGAAGCCCUAGGCGUCAAUGAUACGGAGACCUCGGCGUGGUGCGUCCUCAAGCCCUGCAAGAGCGCGGGCACGGACGGUGUUUAUAUUGCCAAGAGUCUGGAGGAGUGCCAACGGCGCUUCUCUGAGAUCUUGGGUACGGAGACGGUCUUCGGCGAGAGCAACGACAACGUACUCGUGCAGGAGUUCAUGAAGGGCACGGAGUACGUCGUCGACCACGUGUCCGUCGAGGGCGUCCACAAGUGCGUGGCCAUCUGGCGGUACGACAAGCGGCCUUGUAAUGGGGCGCAGUUCGUUUAUUAUUGCAUGGAGCUGUAUCAAUCGGAGGACGGUGUCCGAGAAUCGAAACUCACGGAAUACGUCCGAGGGGUCCUCGACGCGUUGGGAUGUCGGCACGGCCCCAGCCACGCCGAGGUCAUGUGGCUCGAUUCAUGUGAUGAGCCGUGCCUGGUCGAGGUGGGCUGCCGGCCCCACGGCGGCGAGGGGACCUUCGUCGAGCUGUCGGCUCCGACCAUCGGCUACGACCAACUGUCCGUGAUGCUCGACCUGGUCGAGCGGCCGUAUCGCGUCCAUCGGUUACCGGCUCGACCGGCGCACUUCGAGGGCGGCGCCGUCGAGGUCAUGCUCAUCGCCCACGCGUCGGGCGUCGUCCGGUCGAUUCAUCUCGAGAAAAUUAGGGCAUUGAAGUCGUACGUCGGCGAGGAGAUCAAGACGAAAAUAGGGGAUGAGCUCACGCCGACCGUCGACUUCCUGACGACGCCCGGGAGCGUCAUGCUGCGUAGUCAGGACGCGCGACAAUUGCGCGGAGACAUCGAUGCUAUUCACGCGCUCUGUCAGGAAGGGCUUUUCGAGUUUGAGUCGAAAGCGCGGAUACGCUUCAAGAGCCUGUGACCUGCCUGUUCAGGUGCACAGCUCCAUCGCUCGAACAAGUAAGACAUGCUAUCGUUAAA
This is a messenger RNA of Pelagomonas calceolata, 1850 nucleotides long. Lineage: Eukaryota; Pelagophyceae; Pelagomonadales; Pelagomonadaceae. The record is from the annotation of a GenBank genome assembly.